Pyrus x bretschneideri (Chinese white pear) is the source of this 1236-nucleotide messenger RNA. Its product is annotated as F-box protein At2g17036-like. Lineage: Eukaryota; Viridiplantae; Streptophyta; Magnoliopsida; Rosales; Rosaceae. The transcript has a single exon. The record is from RefSeq and is a predicted model, not a curated record. Bases 97 to 1236 code for a protein of 379 amino acids. Gene Ontology annotation, molecular function: protein binding.
UACAAAGGCUAAAACGCUCAAUCUUUUCCUAGUUUCUUAUUAUACCAUUCCACCAAAAAACUGUAACUUUUUUUUAUCAUCGUCAACUGAUCUUUGAUGUUUUUUCUUUUUUGCUUGUCAGAUUGGGCGAACUUGCCAACAGAUGUUUUAUCUUUGAUUUACGAUAGGUUGUCUGCUGCAUCAGAUUGCGUACAAUUCAUGGCCGUUUGCAGGUCAUGGCGUUGUAUGAAAAAAGACAGAAAAUAUAAACGUGCUAGGUUGACAACUCCAAUGGUCUUCGUUUCUGAGAGGAAAGAAAAUACAUGGAAUGCAUAUGAUUUCGUGAACAAUCAAGUCCUUGGUUUUCAAUUAAAAUUACCAAAGACGCGAUUUUGUGGGUCUUCCAACGGAUGGAUAAUAACAGUGGAGAACUUUGUUGUAACCCUAAGGAAUCCACAAUAUGAUGUUAAAGGGAGGACAAGGAGGCCUUCAAUCAUUCGUCUUCCUCCACUAAAACCUCAAAUUAAUUACAAAAUACGAGGUUAUGCUAAAGCUCAUUCUGACUAUUUUGUUGUCAAGGCUACGAUGUCGGCAGACCCGAUCUCAAACUCCAAAGAUUGCAUUGUUAUGGUUCUGUAUGAGCCUCUUAGUCAAUUGGCUUUUAUUCAGCUUGGUAAAGACACAAGGUGGACUUAUAUUGAUAAGCAUGGUGAUGAAAUCUAUCCAUGGAUUAAAGAUGUUGUUCUAAUUGAAGAUAAGAUUUACGCCGUCGAUAGUCGGAGCAGACUUUGGGCUUUUGAAUCUACGUCCAAAUCCACCAUAGAUGUACAAUUGGUUGCUACUGGAAUAGCAGAACGACCUCAGAAGAUGUAUCUUGUCGGUUCAAAGAAGAAAGGACUAUUGAUGAUUUACAGAUUUAGUGAGUAUCAAUGGUUUACUCGCGAGUCGAGGAAGUUUAGAAUUUUUGAAUUGAAUUCUAAUGACGAGUGGAUUGAGAAAAAUGAUUUAGGUGAUAUUGCUUUGUUUGUGGGUGAUAACGAUUCAGGAUCUGUGGUUGCUUUAAUGCAUUCAGGAUGUCAGUCAAAUUGUGUAUACUUUGUCAAUGACAAUGAUGGUAUACAAUGUCGGCAUACGUUUGACGAUUUUGGGGUGUAUAAUAUCAAAAGUCAAAGCGUUACAAAAUAUGCUCGUUUGAGGAACCCAGUGAAGAGGACGAGGUACCCUCCAUUUAUGUUUCAACCAACCGUUUACAUGUAA